Molecule: messenger RNA, 1242 nt
Organism: Alternaria hordeiaustralica
Lineage: Eukaryota; Fungi; Ascomycota; Dothideomycetes; Pleosporales; Pleosporaceae
Exons: 1
Coding region: 1-1242 (413 amino acids)
Source: RefSeq, a predicted model, not a curated record
AUGGUACGAUUCAACCCUGCCACGCCUGUUCUAAGCACAUGCGCACAUCCCGUACCGACCACUCUUGCUUCCAGGCUCCCAUCGCCGCAGCUCUGCCCAUCAUGCAUGAUAAUUUCCCAAGCCCGAGACAUCGAGGCUGUACAGGAACAGUUUGAAUUGCGCGGUGGUCUUUUCCAGUCCAAAGAAGGCGGCAAAGGCGACCAUGCGAGCCCUGGCCACAAGGCCGUCAGAAGAAACUGGCGCAGGGCAAAAAUUGCACUGACCAAUACUGUGGAAUUGUUCGAAGACUUACUCAACGACACAAGUGUGCCAGUCCAGGACCUGACCAAGCUGAGAGAAGCGCUCAAUAUAUGGAACUACAAGAAGGUCUUGCUGGGUAGAGUGCCGGGUCUAAGAUACGUUGACGGUGCAGAAGAGGGAGAGCCGACCGAGUUGGAGAAGGAGGGCGCGCGUUUGUUGAUGAAAUGGUUGAGGAUGGUGAUCGAGAAAGAGAUGGAAGAAGAGUGGAGAGACGAGGUAACAUCCGUGUCCGCAACAGGAUUGAACGAACCGCAGCAGGUGCUCACGAUGCCGGAGUCAACUGAAUUGGAUCCGUUAGUGGAAGCUUUGCGCAGUCAGCCACCGGAGGCUCAGUGGAUUUCAGCACCGGAACCGAAACCGAAAGAAAGUUUAGACGCAUAUCCCACAGCCACAGCAAUAACUGCGACCCCGCUGGCAUCCGAGCAUAACUCCGCGGUCCCAAAAUCGAUCCUCAAGCGCCUACGCACUCGCACCAUUCCAGGCAGCCAAUCCGCCUCACCAUCGCCUAAACGGGUCCGCACAACAGAUUUGGUGACUAUAUCACCCGAGCAUCAUUACGUCGUCAAUCCCUCGCCCUUUCAGCCGCUCUCUCGCACAGCAGUCGUGCUACCCCACGCCGACCACACACUUGCCGAAAACCAUCGCGCGCGACCUAAGUUCCAUCGCACAACUCCAGCCUACACACCCGGCGUAUGGGCAUCGGAUGCUUUCAGCGAAAAGGUGAAUACUAGUUUCCUUAGCAUGUCGCGCGAGGAUAUGGAGAAGCAGUACGAUGAGGAUUCAGCAGAACAAGAGCAGGAGCAGAUGUUGGCGGAAAAGCUGAAGGAGACGAGCAGAGGCUGGGUGGCGCUUUGGUGGGCGAACAAGGUCGCUCCGCACUUGGACCUGGAGAAGCUGAAGAUGGAAAUGCUAGCACGAAGUGGGGAGACGGAAGUGAGGUAG